GGCACCUGGGCCCCGCCGGCGGGAGCCGCCGCGCCUCGCCGCCAUGGCCGCGCUCCUGGGCCCCGUGUUGUUCAUUUACUUCACAUGUAUAUCUACUGUCCAGACUACUGACUGUCUGCACUUGAGGGAGCAAUGUAUUAAUGCUGGAAAUGGAUGUGAGAGUGUCUGGAAUGUGGUUGAAGAUGCCUGCAAUAUUUCAGGUAAUAGAUGCAAGGCAGAAGACACUGCUGGAUGUAAUAGAAUAAUCCAGGUCCUGGCUGAAAAAUACCCAGAAUUUAAAAACUGUGUCUGCACUACAGAUAAUAUCUGUAGCAUCACAACUUUGCUUGGGAAAUGGUGCAGCAUUAGUAAAGACUAUUUGGAGUCUUUCUCGAGGUCAGACACUGAACUGAGUGUUUGGCAUCACAGAAACCCUGAAGACCAAAGAAGCUUUGAGGAGCUGGAGAGCGACUGCAGCAGCGCAGAGCAGCGCUGUAGAGCGGAGCCUCGCUGCUCUGCCGCGUACAGGAGCUUCCAGCGUGUGUGCCAGGCAGCUGCAGACACCUGCAGCUUCCCCGUGCCUGGAAAGUGUUUGUUAGCCUGGAAAGAACUGAGGAAAACAGUUCUGGGAAAGUGCACGUGCUCAGAGCCGCUUCAGACGAGAUGCGUUAAAAUCUGGAAGGGAAUAUUUAACAACCCGUGUUUACAAUACUCUCAGGAAAGCCAAGCCUCAGGAGCUAGUGAAAGUGAUGGCAGUGAUGAUGACUAUAAUGCUGAUGUUGAUGGUGAGAAAAAUCUGGUCACUGACACAGACAAUAUUAGUAUGGAAACAAAAUUGCAAUGGGGUUUAUCUGCUCUCUCCAAACAAGUGUACACAACAAACAGAAGCUGUUUGGAUGUGAACAGGGAGUGCAUUGAAGAUGAAGUGUGUAACAAACAGUUGUCCCUAUACCUUAAAGUUUGCUCAGUAAAUAAGAAAUGCAAUGUGGAAGGAUGUCAAGCAGCCAUAAGGUUCUUCUAUCGAAAUAUGCCUUUUGAAGUUGCCCAAAUGAUGAUAUUUUGUGACUGCAUCCAGCAUGAUGAAUCCUGCCACAGAGCCAAAGAACUUCUCCAUGGCAAGCCCUGUGCAGUUACUGUAGUUCCACCCCCAUCAUGUCUGAAUGUAAUCCGCAUGUGUGAAGAGAAUGAGUCAUGCAGGAAAAAAUACACAACUUUUCGGUCAAAGUGUUGGAGACAUGUGACAAAAAAAUGCUAUAAUGAUGAAGCUUGUCUUGAAACUUUAAUCAGGGAUGACAUGCCCUGUUCUGCCAACGCUGAUUGCAAAGAAGCCUACAUCAGCAACUGGGGCACGAUGCUGCACAUGGAGUGCACCUGCCAGAAUUUGCCUCCUGUGGAGCAGCCUUUGUGUGAGCUCUUCCAUCACAUGCUGCACAGCAAAUCCUGCUUCAGUGACUUACGUCAAAUUUCUAUUCGGAAGAAAGGUUUUCACUGGGUAAAUACAGAAAUGGCAGGGGAAAGGAUUUCUGGAGCACAGCUCCAUUCUUCUGCAAUUAAUGGUGAAACUGUCUACAUUAUUGCUUACUCCUCUUGUAUAGCUCUCAUCCUAGGAAUAGUCCUGUUGACUCUCCUAAAGAUCAGGCAAGACCCGAAGUGCCUAAUUGUCCCCUUGCACUGUCCUGGGAGUCAUGGUCCCUAAACACCAUUCUGGAUCCCACUUUGUGACUAUGAGCUCUGGAUUUCUCUCUAUAGCUGAGUUGUUUUGCUAGUUUUAAGCUUCUGUUUACUACCAGUGAGUUGUCUUUGUUAAAUCUUUGUAACAAUCUGGUUCUGAUGAGCACAGAGUAAUGGACUGCCAUUUCUUAUUCAAUUGUUACCACAAAUAGCUCAUGUAUUGUCUUGUUAUAAUAGCAUCUGAUUAAUUAACUUUAUUUUGAAUGUGAUUAGUUUUAAUUUUGUUUGAAUUAUCACUAAAUGUAACUCACCUCCAGUUUUGACCAUGAGAUGACUGAUCUAGGAACACAUCUAGUGCUAGAUGACAGAUGCAGGACUAGAAAUAAAUGUGAUCAGAAAAGCAAGAAUCUCUGCACUUCAGUGUGACUCUUGCUUCUGGCUUUGGUAGCUCACAAAAUUAUUAUUGUAGAGCAAAAUGUUAAGUGUGCAGUUGUGUUGGGGAGAGGCUUAGAAAUCUUGAACAACUAUUACAACAUGGAUUUUCUUUGUCUUUAUUAUCUGCAUAAACCAAAGAAAGUCCUUUUUGUUUUGCAAUCAAAUGUUCUGUCCUUACUAAAUCAGCAUUCGGACAGAAAUAUAGAAACAUAAAAGUGAGGUUAGUUUUUUAUUCAAAAAUAUCUCCUUUAGCAAUCCAACAAUUUUUACAGUAUCUGGCUUAACUCUCACCAAAGUGGUAUUCAUAUUCUGAAUUUUAAAACUUUGAAGUGGGAAGUCUUAAAACUGAAAAUACUGUUGAGAAUAUGUUGGAUAAAAACAUUUAAUUAUACAGGAAAUAUACUUCUGACAUGAAACCUGUGCUGGUUUUCAGUCUGACUUCAAAAACCAGUGAACCCUCUGCAUCAAAAAAUUUGAAGAGAUCCAUUUAAAUUCAGAUUUAACUAAACCUUGAUUGACAACAACAAUAAAAAUUACCUUCUGUCUAGGAAACUUUUUGUUUUCUAAUUAUCUUAUAUCUAGACACUAGAAACCCAUCUCAUAUAUGUUCUUAGACACACACAUGCUCACAAACAAGUAUGUAAAAUGUGUUUGAAACUGAAGGUAUGUUACUCUGAGAGGCAGCAAGAUAUUUAGUGGCUAUUGUGUUCUGCAAUUUUACAGGCUCUCUCUUAAGAGAUGACUAAAAUGCUUAAUGGGAAAAGUACAUUCCCCCCACUCUAUGUGUAAAAUUAGUCUGUCUGUAUCUGGGUGUUAGUUAUUAAAUAAAGAAAUUUCUGCUGGGAU
Molecule: messenger RNA, 2931 nt
Organism: Parus major (Great Tit)
Lineage: Eukaryota; Metazoa; Chordata; Aves; Passeriformes; Paridae
Gene: GFRAL
Product: GDNF family receptor alpha like
Exons: 10
Coding region: 44-1675 (543 amino acids)
Biological process (GO): nervous system development
Cellular component (GO): signaling receptor complex; external side of plasma membrane
Molecular function (GO): signaling receptor activity
Source: RefSeq, a predicted model, not a curated record